Ogataea philodendri is the source of this 510-nucleotide messenger RNA. RefSeq lists its product as uncharacterized. The record is from RefSeq and is a predicted model, not a curated record. Bases 1 to 510 code for a protein of 169 amino acids. The transcript is spliced from 2 exons. NCBI's taxonomy places the organism in Eukaryota, Fungi, Ascomycota, Pichiomycetes, Pichiales, Pichiaceae.
AUGUCCAGCCUGACAGUGUUAGCAGCAAACAACAAUUUCCCUAUCCGGCUGCGAUACUCAGUUGGGCUGGAUAAUGGAGAGUCAUCGACAGGGUCCCAAGGAUGUGUAUCACAUGGGGUAGAGACAGCAUUGCAUGUAUUAAGCUGGAGAGAUGAAACCCGGAGGUUGACACAUAUAGAUUUCCUCAUCAAAAGUACCGUUGAGAAAGGCAGUGGUAACAUCCAUUUGAUGAAUUUGCAUUUUGAAUUGGGCAGCAAGGCUGAGCAUUAUGCGCACACUGUCGUAACGAACAACAGGACUAAAGGUCUCAUUGUCGUCAAGUCCAUGGAUUUGACGAAAACCUUGAACAACAAGCCGUGCUUUCAAAAGAUGAGAAACGGGUUUGGCAGUGAAUACCCAACGACAUCCAAGCGCCCGUCUACCAGGAGGAAGAGAGACCAGCGUCCAGAUUUGGUUAUGUUGAUGGGCGGCCAUUUCGGCUUCCAUGGCAGAGAGCCAACCACUCGAUGA